Emericellopsis atlantica is the source of this 1109-nucleotide messenger RNA. Its product is annotated as RNA polymerase. The coding region runs from base 197 to 898 and encodes 233 amino acids. The record is from RefSeq and is a predicted model, not a curated record. Gene Ontology annotation, biological process: DNA-templated transcription. Gene Ontology annotation, molecular function: DNA binding; DNA-directed RNA polymerase activity. The transcript has 3 exons. Gene Ontology annotation, cellular component: RNA polymerase II, core complex; RNA polymerase III complex; RNA polymerase I complex. NCBI's taxonomy places the organism in Eukaryota, Fungi, Ascomycota, Sordariomycetes, Hypocreales, Bionectriaceae.
CGCGCAAGGCGCUGACAGCUUUUGGGCUACCCGGCGGGCCUGAACCACUGCAAUCGCUGCAUGAAGACCGACCCGCCAAUUUUUUUGAACAUUCAUUCGCGAUCGCCACGAGCAACGACAUUCACGCACGCCUCUCGCCCUCCACGAAACGACUUUCCUGCGGCAUUCACUGCACUUGAUUGAAAGACUCGGAAUCAUGGACGACUUUGGUGGUAACGAUGCCAAGUCCAAGGAGGUCGUCCGCCUCUGGCGCGCGUGGAGGACGGUUCACGAGAUGAUUGCGGAUCGCGAAUACGAACUGUCCGAAGAUGAAGUCAAGAUCUCCCUCGACCGCUUCCGCGAGGAAUACUGCUCCCCAGAUGGCUCUGUCAAUCGCGCCAAGCUCAACUUCUCCGCCCGUCCCAGCGAAUCCAUGAUGCGCAAGUCCGUGCCCGCGCCCACAGCCGCCAACCCGAACCCGGGCCCCGACUGCGGCCCCGUCUGGGUCGAGUUCCUCUCCGACAAGACCUUUGGCAUCCAGCAGAUCCGCGCGUUCGCAAAGUACAUUAUCACAAACAACUACAAAGCCGGCAUCAUGGUGUGCCACGUCGCGCUCUCGUCGGCGGCGCGCAAGUCGCUCGUCUCCGUGGAGAACAUGGUCAAGAUUGAGUGCUUCCUCGAGGACGACCUGCUCGUCAACAUCACGCACCACGAGCUGGUGCCCAAGCACGUCGUCCUGAGCCGGGAGGAGAAGGCGGCGCUGUUGAAGAGGUACAGGCUCAAGGAGACGCAGCUACCCCGAAUCCUGAGUAAGGAUCCCGUGGCGCGGUAUCUGGGGCUGCAGAGGAGUCAGGUUGUCAAGAUUAUCAGGACAAGUGAGACGGCAGGCCGAUAUGCCAGUUACCGUCUCUGUGUCUGAGGAGGAAGAAACCUGCAGGCGUGUUUCCAGUUGAGGGGGAAGGUCAAGUUGGCGUUUAGGGUUAUUGCUUGGUUUAUGCGUAAAUCCGAGAUACUCGGAAAUAGAAGGUCAUCAUCUAUAUUCAGGAAAUGCCAUUGUAAUCACUGUCAUUGAGUCCACGUAACAUGCUCCGGUCAUUGAGUGCGAAUGUUGUGCCAACAGUUCCAGCACC